This is a messenger RNA of Daldinia vernicosa, 538 nucleotides long. RefSeq lists its product as uncharacterized. The transcript has a single exon. The record is from RefSeq and is a predicted model, not a curated record. The coding region runs from base 1 to 426 and encodes 141 amino acids. NCBI's taxonomy places the organism in Eukaryota, Fungi, Ascomycota, Sordariomycetes, Xylariales, Hypoxylaceae.
AUGAACGGAGCAGAUUUAUACCAAGUACACUUGCAACUUCAAAAGCUAAAGGAUAAAUUCGAAGAAGACUUUGGCGGUGUACCCAUCGUUGUUCUAUGCGGCGACUUCUAUCAGUUCGACCCAGUUCAGGGAACAUCAAUGCUAUACCCAGGGAGAGCGACCAGCAAGAAAACAUACGAAAAAACGGGCGACAUGUUCGAAAUGAAAAACAAAAACCAAAUGUUGGGUUACCAGCUUUGGGAAAAAUUCACUACAGUUGUCAUCCUAGAUCAACAGAUGAGGACAGCAGAUAGCGAAUUUGCUGGUCUUCUUACAAGGUUGAGACAUGGCGUUCAAAGAGAAGAAGACGCCGACACGUUGAACGCGAGGAUAGCAGAGUUGAACGAAAUUACACUGGACGUUGAUUGCAAGGCUGUCAGGGUAUAGUGGGUUAGGGUGGCUACAGGGGUCUAUACGAGUAUAUAAGAGGCGCGAAGCGCCCUCGUCAGGUUAGAAAGGCCAGGCGUUACUAAGUUCAAUACAAUUACUACUUGGUCUA